This is a messenger RNA of Chelonoidis abingdonii (Abingdon island giant tortoise), 600 nucleotides long. RefSeq names its product apolipoprotein C1 (gene APOC1). Gene Ontology annotation, cellular component: high-density lipoprotein particle; very-low-density lipoprotein particle; extracellular region. The record is from RefSeq and is a predicted model, not a curated record. Gene Ontology annotation, molecular function: phospholipase inhibitor activity; fatty acid binding. Gene Ontology annotation, biological process: negative regulation of lipid catabolic process; negative regulation of cholesterol transport; triglyceride metabolic process. NCBI's taxonomy places the organism in Eukaryota, Metazoa, Chordata, Testudines, Testudinidae.
GCUGCAUCCCAGCUGCAGAGAUUGCUUAAUUCCAGCUGCACCAGAGGCACUGGCUGGGACCCUUCCCCAGGAUAGGUCGGUGCAUUUGGGACCAGUCUCGAGGUCACAUCCACCCUCCCCGCCCCACCGCACAGGGACUCGCCAAGCCCAGUGACCAUGCGGUCCGCAGUGUCCAUCGCUCUGAUCCUCGUGGCUCUGACGGUCCUGGCAGACUCUGCUCAGGUUGAACCGACAGAGCCAACCCUGACCCAAAAGUUUGAGAAGUUCCAGAACAAGCUGCAGGCCUUUGCUGAGAGCAUUGCAGAUAAAACCAAAGCCGCCUUCCAAGAACUGCAUCACAGGGAGUUCAGCGAAAAGGCCCGGAACUGGUUCUCUGAGCAAUUCCAGAUCUUAAAGGAGAAGUUCAAUGAGAAGUUUUCCAGGGACUGAUCUGACUGAGAGGGUUUUUUCUGCAAAGUGCACAGGCAAUUCCUGGGGUACAGGUCCCCUUGAAGAGAUCAUGCUGGGAGGGGAACCCAGGGUUGACAUCCAAGUUCUGGUUUUCUGUUGCUUUUGUUGUAGCCAUGAAUAAAUGCUCAUUGCCUUAGUGCUGGGUUUGUA